AUGGAGAUAGUGAAAACAGCGAUUUCAGUGUUGACUAUUAUCAUUUUUACAGUUUCAUGGAAGAUUUUGAAGUGGUUAUGGCUCGAUCCAAGGAAGAAAGAGAGGAUUCUUAUCAUAUUUACAGUUUCAUGGAAGAUUUUGAUGUGGGUAUGGCUAGAUCCAAGGAAGAAAGAGUGGAUUCUGAGGCAACAAGGAUUCAAAGGGAAUCCUUAUACUAUCAGAAAGCUUUUGUUUGGAGAUGAAAAAGAGAUUCAAAAGGUUCAUGUAGAAGCCUUGUCAAAACCUGUUAAUAUUCGUGAUGAAAUUCAAACUGGAAAACGUGCUGCGCCCUUCAUCUUUAAAACCUAUGAAAAAUAUGGUAAAAAAUCAUUUUUGUGGGCAGGACUGAGACCCAAGGUGUUUAUAAUGGAACCUGAUCUGAUGAAAAGAGAGGAAUGGUCCAAAAGAAGAACUAUUAUGAACCCCAAAUUUCAAUUAGAAAAGUUGAAGCAAAUGAUACCACAAGUUUUGAAAUGCAGUGAAGAUGUUAUAAUUGAAUGGAAGAAGUUGGUAUCCAACUCCAAGGACGGGUCCUAUACUCUCGACGUUUGUCAUGAUAUUGAAGAAUUGAUCUCAAGUGUCACUUCUCAAUUUCUGUUUGGCAUUGAUUAUGCAAAGGACAAAGAAAUCUUCCACCUUAUUACACAAUUGUCUGAAUUGACAAAACAAGCCACUAAGGUUUCUAAUUUCCCUGGAUCAAAGUACUUGCCAACGGAGACAAAUCGAAAGUCCAAAAGCCUCACAAAGGAACUACAUCAAAGACUUUAUAAAUUAAUGAGUGAAAGAAAAAAGGCAAUAAAGGAAGGCAAAGUUGUGGAGGACAACGUAUUUAAUAUGUUACUGCAAUCUGAAAUCUCAAAUAAUCAAGAUGAAAUGAUUGAAUGGCAGGACCGUGCUAGAGAAGAAGUUUUCAGGGUCUUCGGUAAUCGUAGACCAGAUUAUGAAGGGUUAAGUCAACUCAAAGUUUUACCUAUGUUUAUGAAUGAGAAUGUUUUCUACUUUGGUUUGGAACUAGUGGAGCUCCGUGCAAUGCACUACGUGUUGUAA
Fraxinus pennsylvanica is the source of this 1086-nucleotide messenger RNA. Lineage: Eukaryota; Viridiplantae; Streptophyta; Magnoliopsida; Lamiales; Oleaceae. The record is from the annotation of a GenBank genome assembly.